Messenger RNA from Didymodactylos carnosus, 201 nucleotides. The record is from the annotation of a GenBank genome assembly. NCBI's taxonomy places the organism in Eukaryota, Metazoa, Rotifera, Eurotatoria, Philodinida, Philodinidae.
AUGUUAGAAAAUCAGAAAUCGCAAAGACGUAAAAUUGGAUUUUUGGGUCAUCAAGUCAAGACAGGACACAUUAAACUCAAUCCGGAGAAUAUUCGAGCAUUGAUGGAAACACAAAUACCGACAACAGAAGAAGAAACUUGUAGAUUUCUUAAGGGCGGCGAAUAUUAUCGUAAUGAUGGAUUAUUGAUACCACUUUCAUAA